AUGUGGUUGCAGUUCACUUUGAACAGCGCAACUAGCAGGGUGUGGUUUAUAACGGUUGGAAUUGUCGCUUCGGCGAUUUACUUAGGUCUGAAGUACCUCUACUCGUUCUGGGAUCGUCACGGCGUACCGAAUCUGAAGCCAGUUAUUCCGUACGGUAACAUCGAGACGGUGGCCAAGAGAGUGGAUUCGUUCGGAGUUGGGGUUAACAAACUGUACCCCAAGACAAAGGGUCCACUGGUAGGAAUCUACUUAUUUUUCCGUCCGGCCAUUUUGAUCCGAGAUGCCCACUUGGCUUAUCAGAUAAUGACAGUGGAUUUCAAGUUCUUUCACGAUCGAGGUGUGUACUGUAAUGAACAAGGUGAUCCGUUUACUGCACAUCUGUUCGCCCUGCCGGGACAGCGGUGGAAAGCUUUGCGAAAUAAAUUUACUCCGACUUUUACAUCCAGACAACUACGCAACAUGCUUCCAACCAUCAUGGAUGUUGGAUACAAACUACAAAAGCAUUUAAAUCCGAAAGCAUCCCGGUGUGAAGUUGUGGAUAUGCGCGCAAUCAUAGGUCGCUUUAUGCAGGAGAUUGUGGCUAGUGUUUUCUUCGGCUAUGAGGCUGACUGCAUCAAUAAUCUGAACGAUAAUUUUACUAGUGUCAUGGAUUUCAUUUAAAAGGAUACUUUUUCCAUUAACUUUCGAUCGACGGCUGUAUUUUUGUGUCCAGAAUUGUUAAGAAUUACUGGCAUAUCGGGGCUGGAACCGGAAGUGAUUGAGUUUGUUACCAAGAUAAUCACCGAACAGAUUGAGUUUCGUGAGAAAAAUAACACACAGCGAAAGGAUUUCAUUCAACAGUUGAUUGAACUACGACGGGAGGACACUAAAAACAAGGAAGUGAUGCUGACGCUGGGACAAUGUGCUGCCAAUAUUUUCCUCUUCUACAUUGCCGGUUCGGAUACCUCGAAUGCGGUGAUUAGUUUUACUCUGCACGAACUUAGCCAUAAUCCAGACUGUAUGGAGAAGCUUCAAAAUGAAAUAGAUGAAACGUUGCAAAAAUCCAACGGCAUUGUGAGUUACGGUGUUGUGAAAGAGAUGAAAUAUCUGGACUUGUGUGUUAAAGAAACUCUGAGGAAAUAUCCGGGAUUACCGAUUUUGAACCGAGAGUGCACUGCAGACUACCAGGUUCCCGAUUCGGAGGUGGUGAUUCGUAAGGGAACUCAGGUCAUCAUUCCUUUGCUGGCGUAUGGCAUGAGUGAAGAAUACUUCCCGGAUCCCACUCGCUACGCACCGGAACGAUUCGCCACUGAGAGUCAAAAUUAUGACGAAAAGGCCUAUUAUCCGUUUGGAGAAGGUCCACGAAAUUAUAUUGGAAUCCGUAUGGGAUCGAUGAUUUCGAAGAUUGGUCUGGUGCUGCUGCUAUCAAAGUUUAAUUUUGAGGCUACCCGAGAAGCAAAAAUCGACUUCAUGCCUUCGGUGAUAACUCUCGUGCCAGAGGGAGGAAUUCCACUGAAGAUAUCAAGCAGAACAUGA
This is a messenger RNA of Wyeomyia smithii (pitcher-plant mosquito), 1515 nucleotides long. RefSeq names its product cytochrome P450 6d3-like. NCBI's taxonomy places the organism in Eukaryota, Metazoa, Arthropoda, Insecta, Diptera, Culicidae. Gene Ontology annotation, molecular function: oxidoreductase activity, acting on paired donors, with incorporation or reduction of molecular oxygen; heme binding; monooxygenase activity. The record is from RefSeq and is a predicted model, not a curated record. The transcript is spliced from 3 exons.